Messenger RNA from Camelina sativa (false flax), 1259 nucleotides. The record is from RefSeq and is a predicted model, not a curated record. NCBI's taxonomy places the organism in Eukaryota, Viridiplantae, Streptophyta, Magnoliopsida, Brassicales, Brassicaceae.
UGGCUCGGGUUUGGCAUUGGAGGUGACUACCCUCUUUCAGCCACCAUCAUGUCUGAAUAUGCUAACAAGAAGACUCGUGGGGCUUUCAUCGCUGCCGUCUUUGCUAUGCAAGGUGUCGGUAUCUUGGCUGGUGGUUUUGUGGCUCUUGCAGUCUCUUCCAUUUUCGACAAACAGUUUCCAUCGCCGACCUAUGACCAAGACAGGGUUCUCUCAACGCCUCCGGAGGCUGAUUACAUUUGGCGUAUCAUUGUCAUGUUUGGCGCUAUACCUGCGGCCAUGACCUUCUAUUGGCGUAUGAAGAUGCCUGAAACCGCUCGUUACACUGCUUUAGUUGCCAAGGAUAUUAAACAAGCCACAAAAGACAUGUCGAAGGUCUUACAAGUAGAGCUUGAAGUUGAAGAAAGGGCGGAUGACCCACAACUGAACUAUGGAUUGUUCUCCAAGGAAUUCCUUAGGCGCCACGGGCUUCCACUCCUUGGGUGUACCUCAACUUGGUUCUUGCUUGACAUUGCUUUCUACAGCCAAAAUUUGUUCCAAAAGGAUAUUUUUUCGGCCAUUGGAUGGAUUCCAAAGGCAGGCACCAUGAAUGCUGUUCAUGAGGUUUUCAAGAUCGCUAGGGCUCAGACUCUCAUCGCGCUUUGCAGUACUGUCCCAGGGUACUGGUUCACCGUGGCAUUUAUUGAUAUCAUGGGAAGGUUUGCAAUCCAACUUAUGGGAUUCUUCUUCAUGACGGUGUUUAUGUUUGCCAUUGCCUUCCCUUACAACCACUGGAUCAAGCCAGACAACCGUAUCGGAUUCGUGAUUAUGUACUCCCUCACCUUUUUCUUCGCCAACUUUGGACCAAAUGCAACCACUUUCAUUGUUCCUGCUGAGAUCUUCCCAGCUAGACUAAGGUCCACAUGCCACGGAAUAUCUGCUGCGACAGGUAAGGCUGGAGCCAUUGUUGGAGCCUUCGGGUUCUUGUAUGCGGCUCAAUCACAGGAUCCAGCCAAGACAGACGCAGGAUACCCACCGGGUAUUGGAGUCAAGAACUCAUUGAUCAUGCUUGGUGUUAUCAACUUUAUUGGUAUGCUCUUCACAUUCCUUGUCCCUGAGCCAAAGGGCAAGUCCCUCGAAGAACUUUCUGGUGAAGCUGAGGUUGAGAAAUGAUUAAAAGAUCAUAUAUUUUCAAUACAUGUCUGUCAUUCGUUUUCCUCAUUUUAAUGUUUCAUUUUUUUUUUCUGUGAUAUGAUAUAUUGUGCACUUCUACUUUUGCAUUU